GAAGGUCGGAAUUCCUCGCUGCAUCAGGUGCGACCGAGAAAUCUCCUUCUGGAGACGUUACAACUACGUCUACAAUCGCAUGUACGAGCCUUCAAUCUUCGAUCGGAGCGAGGCCUCGAAUGCGAAGCACGCCGUCGAAGACUUGCGCGGACAUCUGAAGAGGUUCCAAGCUGAAAACAGAGCGCUUGAAAUGCGGGAAGACUCGGCGAGCGCUGAAAUGGCGCGAUACUACGCAGGCGAGAUCGUCGGGAACUUGGAGAAGCGACUACGAAAAUCGGAGGUGGAAGACGUUGGGCUCUGCAAUCGAGUUUUCCAGAUGCUGAAGUCGCUCAUGAAACUUCUCCCAGAGGCGAUGCAGGCAUCAGAUUUUCAUCAUGGCGAAGAGUCGAUCCAGAAAAAAACCUUCCUUCUGGCCAGCGAAGUUUUCGAGGAUCUUCACGACAUGGCCGACAUCAAGCCGGAAUCAGAGAGCUCAUGGACCGCAUCCGUGUUUGACGAUAUCUGCGCCGAAGCCCUGCGUCUCAAAUACGUCCUCAUGCUCCCGCACGUCGCAAAGAAUCUACGAGCCCGUUUCCUUGAGUUGAUUUUCGCCGACGGAAGGUUUACACCGACUCCUGCGAACGCUAUACUCCAGCGAUCGGAUUCAAAACUUAAAGUUCGUCCAUUCGCCCAUUGAUGAGUCCUUCGGUCGGCCGGCGCAUCCUGCUUUUCUGAUAUUCAUUCGUCCAUCCGGGGACAGCCGAUUUAUUUAUGCCUCACCGGGCGGAGAAGUACUAUAAAUUCAACCGUUCCACCC
Messenger RNA from Galendromus occidentalis (western predatory mite), 796 nucleotides. RefSeq lists its product as uncharacterized. NCBI's taxonomy places the organism in Eukaryota, Metazoa, Arthropoda, Arachnida, Mesostigmata, Phytoseiidae. The record is from RefSeq and is a predicted model, not a curated record. Bases 80 to 676 code for a protein of 198 amino acids. The transcript is spliced from 4 exons.